Molecule: messenger RNA, 2660 nt
Organism: Mus musculus (house mouse)
Lineage: Eukaryota; Metazoa; Chordata; Mammalia; Rodentia; Muridae
Product: RIKEN cDNA 9430015G10 gene
Exons: 10
Coding region: 312-911 (199 amino acids)
Source: RefSeq, marked validated
UACGAAAGGAGCUCGGCUGGCGAGUGGUGAGUGAGGGCCCUGCUCUGGCGGAGGUGGCGGCUGCAGCGACGCCGUAAAGGCCGCGGGUAGCGCAGACUCUGGGACUCUGAGACUAAUGCAGGGCCUAGCGGGGCAGCGCCUCCCUCGCUGCCUGCCAUCUUGUCAGUGAGGAGGCGAAUUCCUCUAUCUAGGAAGCUCAGACUACUAUUGUUCCAGAAUUGGAAAUGCCCAGCUUGCCUGCUCCUUCAAUGCUUCGGGGGCCGCUGCUAAGUAAAAAGUCUUCAUAGAGAUCUCCUUGUCAGCUCCCCAGCAUGGCACUGCAGUGUCUCCUGCUCCUGACUGGCCUUCUGACAGGAGGCGUGUGCAAGUCCACAGAAAGCCAGGCCCAGCAACCUGAGUGUUGCAUGGAUGUGGUAGACUUCAAUGCUACCUGCCUCGGUACAGGUCUCUGUGGCCCAGGUUGCUACAGGCACUGGAAUGCAGAUGGGAGCGCUAGCUGUGUCCGGUGCUGGAAUGGGACCCUCCCGACAUACAAUGGCUCUGAGUGUAGAAUUCUCACUGGCCGGGGCGUGCAGCUUCCCAUGAACAGGAGCACGGGGACACCUGGACAGCCACAUUUUGGGGGUCCUCAUGUGGCAGCUUCUCUCUUCCUGGGGACACUCUUCAUCAGCACAGGCCUCAUCCUCUCUGUGGCUGGAUUCUUCUACCUCAAGCGCUCCAGCAAACUUCCUGAGGUUUUCUACAGGAGAGACAGAGCCCCUGUCCUGCAGCCUGGUGAGACAGCUGCCAUGGUCCCCCUGCCACAGUCUUCAGUGAGGAAGCCAAGAUACAUCCGGCGUGAGCAGCACCCAGACAAGAAUAGGGACCCUUCUGCCUUCUCUACAGUGGAGGCCCACAUCAGCAACGUCUGAUCUAGAGGUCAACUGAGACUUCACAGUACAGCAGUGGAGACCCAAGGCCCCCUCCAGUGAGCUCACUACACAAAGGGCCUGGGCCUUAAGAUAUGCCAGAAUGGACUCCCAAUGGCAGACAUGCACGAAUGCUAGGGGGAUGCUAACGUCCAUGCCAUGAGAUCGUCACUGUGUGGUUUAACAGGAGCAACCAUCUGUGAGACUGAGGACUCAAGAGCAAGUCAUGUGGGGUCUGUGCCCCUUAAGAGUAACAGCAUCUAUAGCAGCUAUAACACAGACCUGAUCCAAACGGUCAAAACUUCUGGAGCCCACCCACUGGAGCCCAUAGUAGACAGGACUCCAUUCCCACCGAGCUAAGAAGAUGAAACCAAGGUUCCAACAGUGGAGAAAACAGCCUGGAUACUGGUUCCAGAGAUAGGUUGCUCUAGUGUCAGCCUGCUAAUUUAGCUGCUGACCUCUCAAGGCCCAUGUUUCUCAGAGUUGCAGAAUUGAGUAUCCUUGGUUUUCUGAUUCCAGAAGCCAGCAAGCAGAGCCUUGUCUUCCAGGGACAGACUCCACCCAGUACCUUCAGGCUGGGCACUCAGAGCAAAAUGUUUACCCGUGGGGCCUCCAUCUCUGAACACUUAGGUCACUUGUCCCCUUGGGCUUGUGAGCUCAUGCUGGUUAGCAGUCCUGUCUUUGCUCUCCUAAGACUCCAGAAGCCUGUGAGCUGCUAGUGUGGCUGGUGGUGUUGGCCAUGUGUCCCUAUAGAAGGAGGUGGCCUGAUGACCAGUGCCAUCCUCCGUCUAGCAUCUUCUUUGACGUCAAGCACACAUCUGAUGUUAUGCACAGUGUUAGGAGUUUGCUUUCCCAGAGUUGAGCCAGUGACUCAGGUAGCAGCAGCAAUUCCAAGCUGGACCAAUUCAAUUAGACUAGAUCUUCUCUCCUCAAGCUUUGUUGUCCCAAGGUCUCGUAUUCAGUGUGGUGUGUGGGAGCGAACUACCCCAUUGCCAUGUCCAGGGGACAAGUAGGGAGGGGAAGAAGAAGCCCUCAGCCGGACUCAGAGCCUACUGUUGUCUGGUGGAACUGGCAGUGCAGCACAACCCAUCCCCUCAUCUUUCCCUGGCCAUGUAGCCCCUCCCAUUUCAGGACACCAUCUUGCAUGAAGAGGUGACCCCGCUCCUUAGGACUUGAGGUAGAAAGUGCCAGUCAAGCACGGCAUGGUUUUCAGAUAAGACUACAUGCAUCACUAGGCUUUGAGGGGGCCACUGGCAGUUUAUGGAUCUAAUUGACCCUUGGGGAAAGCAGAACCCUCGACCUGGCCACCUGAGUUCAUUUUAGUGGUCCCCCUCAAAGCCCAUGUGUAGACGUACAGAUGUGUGUCUGCUGACUAGAGGCAGAACCGGAUAAAGAGAGCCAAAUGAGAGCUUAGGGAUUCUAGAAGUCCUGCCAGGUAGUUUGAUAAGAAUGCCUACCCAGUGCCCCCAGGCUUACAUACUUGAAUUGCUGAGUCAUCAGGGAUUACGGGAGAGGCUUAGGAGGUGUGGCUUUAUUGGAGGAAGUGUGUCUCUGGGGAUGGGCAUUGGGUCUCAAAAGCUCAAGCCAGGCCCAGUGGCUUUCAUUUCCUGCUGCCUGUGGAUUUGGAUGUAGAGCUCUCAGCUCCUCGUCCAGCACCAUGUCCGCCUAUGCUACCAUGCUUCCUGCCGUUCCGAUAAUGGACUAAACCUCUGAAACAGUAGACAAGCCCCAAUUAAAUACUUUGUUUUAUAA